AUGUUCUACCGCGGAGAUUUGCAGAGCGGGAUCAACGAGGCGGUUCGAGAGGUCAAGCAGGUGACAACGGACGACUCAGCAACGUGUGGGAGAGCGAUUAUCUCCGAGACGAGAGGAAAUGGCAUCGUUCGCGAGUACAUUGCUGCGAGGACAGAGGAGUACAUGUUUAAGCGCCGAUUGAUAGCAGCUCUGGAGGAUAACAAGCCGCCCAGGAGGAUGCGAGAGGCCAUGGCACAGGCGCAGGCACAAUCGCAGGCGCAGAGCCCAGCAGUGUCUCCUACCACUGUUCCUGCUGCCCCUGUGGCUACCGGAGCCCCUGUUUCUGCUCCUCGCCCCGUCUCAACUCCUCCAGCUCCAUCUCCAGCUCCAACUCCAGCGCCAGCCACCCCAGUCAACCGUGCCACACCUGCAGCAGCUCCGACAGCCUCAUGCGGCGUUGUAGAUCCGCCAGCAGUUAACCAUGGUAACGAGCAACAAAGACGGGAUGAUAUCCGAGAAGGCAAACAGCCUGCUGAGCCGGACAAGGAAAAGAAGGAUCAACUAGACUGGAAGGGCAAACAGAGAAGGAGACAUCAGCAGGAACGAGAGGAGAGGGAGCGGGUGCUUGAGCGAAUAAGACGGGACAAUGAGGAGCGCAAGGCAAAGGCGGAGAGGCAGAGGGCUGCUGCUGCGGUACAGCAUGGGUCCUCAAGCACAUCACCUCCAUCUGCGCAAAAGUAUCGUCUGCAGGUCCGUCUGUUCGACGGAAGCUCUAUAAGAAACACAUUCGCUCCCAACCACACCAUAGGAGCCGAUGUCCGGUCGUGGCUCGAUAAGGAACGCACUGAUGGAGAUGCACCGUAUACCCUGAAGCAUAUAUUGACACCAAUGCAGAAUAAGACGAUUUCACUGUCGGAAGAAGACCAUACUCUGCAGGAACUAGGCGUUGGCCCCACGGCAACGCUGGUCAUGGUGCCUAUAAGAUCGUAUACGGAGGCAUAUUCAGAUACAGGUGCCUCGCUGCCUUACCGUGUUAUCUCGGGCGGGUACAACCUUGUUGCCGGGACAGUUAAUUCUGUAGCCGGGAUCGUAGGGUCAGCUCUAGGGAUUGGUCAGAAUCCAGCUGCCGUCGGGCGGAAUGCGUCCACAACGGCGGCUGCAGCCACAGAAGAACCAGCUCCCGCCAGGAGACCAGAUGCCCGGCCAUCUGCACGCAACAGGAUCAGAACAUUACACGACGCUAACUCGGGGAAGGAUGACCAGCAAUUCUAUAACGGGAAUCAAUUGAAUUUUGAACCACGGAAAAGGGAUGAUGAUAAUUAA
Messenger RNA from Microsporum canis CBS 113480, 1302 nucleotides. Its product is annotated as UBX domain-containing protein. The record is from RefSeq and is a predicted model, not a curated record. Bases 1 to 1302 code for a protein of 433 amino acids. NCBI's taxonomy places the organism in Eukaryota, Fungi, Ascomycota, Eurotiomycetes, Onygenales, Arthrodermataceae. Gene Ontology annotation, molecular function: protein binding. The transcript has 4 exons.